This is a messenger RNA of Aspergillus campestris IBT 28561, 1477 nucleotides long. RefSeq names its product putative bis(5'-nucleosyl)-tetraphosphatase. Gene Ontology annotation, biological process: nucleotide metabolic process. The record is from RefSeq and is a predicted model, not a curated record. The transcript has 2 exons. The coding region runs from base 25 to 1143 and encodes 372 amino acids. Gene Ontology annotation, molecular function: ATP:ADP adenylyltransferase activity; ATP binding. NCBI's taxonomy places the organism in Eukaryota, Fungi, Ascomycota, Eurotiomycetes, Eurotiales, Aspergillaceae.
CAUCUAUCGUCCACACAUACCACGAUGCAAUUGGGUCUCUCGGAAAACCUCUCCAGCCUCGUGGCUCGACGGUUUAACACCGCCAGAGAUGCAGGCCAUCUCAUAUUCUCCCAGACGCAUCUCACUACCGUCUACGCAGCGGGGAUUCCGUGUCAACUCCGCUACUGUCCCGCCCUGGCGAAAAAGCCCUCCGGCACACCGAAACCCGACCAAGGCCGCACAGGACCCAAACCAGAUCCCUUCCACGACCCGUCUCCGGAGCUCCUCGUCGCGCAGAUCCCACCCUCGCAUCUCCUCGUGCUGAACAAGUUCCCUGUCAUUCCUAAUCACUUUAUUCUUGCCACCAAGGAAUGGAAAUCUCAGACGGAUAUUCUGGAGAAGGAUGAUUUGGAGGCUGCGUAUGCUUGUAUCAAGGCGUGGGAGCCCAGCGACAAUAACAACAACAACAACAGCAGCAGCAGCAGCAGCAGCAGCCCCGCAGCAGACGCCACCCCCCGCCCGAGACUCUUCGCCUUCUUCAAUUCAGGGGAUGAAAGCGGCGCCAGCCAGCCUCAUAGGCAUUUACAGUUCCUCCCCGUUGAAGCUAUGAGCCAGGAUAGUGGCGACGGUGACGGCUGGCAACCCCUCAUCGACGCGGUUGCGCAGUCUCCUCCGCCUACGUCGGGCUCCCCCUACCGUCGCCUAAGCCAGCUUCCAUUCGCGCACUUCGCCCUCCCUCUCUCCGAGAAUCCCUCUGCAGACGAACUCCACUCAACAUACCUAGCCUUGUACCGCGCAGCACUGACAACCUUGCCUCAAAACCACAACCACAACCACAACCACAACCACAACCACAACCACAACCAGAAUCCCCCAACAACCGGCCCUGCAGCAAUAAGCUACAACCUCGCAAUGACAGAAUCCACAAUGAUGAUCUGUCCGCGGAAGAGCGAGAGUGCCCGCAUCGCAGUGGACAAUAGCACGAGCGAGGAAGUCGCUGAGGCGGGCGUCGUCGCGUUGAACGGCACCAUCCUCGCUGGGACCCUCAUGGUCAAGGCUGAAGCGGAGUGGAACGAGCUGCGGCGGAACCCUGAGUCGUUGGCGGGUGUGCUUGCUGCGAUUGGGUUUCCGCAUCCGGAUUCGAGAUGUUUGUCGUUGUUGUGAUGGUCGUUGCUGUGAUUAUUGCUGUUGUGGUUGUUGGCUGAUGGCUAUCGUGUGUCGUCAGUGGUGAUCUGAGUCUGGGACUCGAAGACUACUAGAUGGUUGUAUACCCGGCUGCCGUAUCAUAGAAUUAGAAUAUCGGCUUGGAUAGUGUCCUAGAGAUGCUACCCUGGACACGAAGAAGAACGUCCGCGCAUGAGGUAGCGAGCCUUCCAUAUGUUUCUCUUAUUGCUACUUACCUUAUUGCAUUGCACAUACUACAGAGUACACCACACAAAAUCCCACAAACCCAAUGACCUACUCUAUAAAAGAGAAUCUAUCAAGAAGUAAACUAUUC